Messenger RNA from Pongo pygmaeus (Bornean orangutan), 1076 nucleotides. It is a transcript of the gene EMC7, whose product is annotated as ER membrane protein complex subunit 7. The transcript is spliced from 5 exons. Gene Ontology annotation, molecular function: carbohydrate binding. Bases 34 to 759 code for a protein of 241 amino acids. NCBI's taxonomy places the organism in Eukaryota, Metazoa, Chordata, Mammalia, Primates, Hominidae. Gene Ontology annotation, cellular component: EMC complex. The record is from RefSeq and is a predicted model, not a curated record.
CGGGGCUGCCGGUCUGAGUGCAGAGCUGCUGUCAUGGCGGCCGCUCUGUGGGGCUUCUUUCCCGUCCUGCUGCUGCUGCUAUCGGGGGAUGUCCAGAGCUCGGAGGUGCCCGGGGCUGCUGCUGAGGGAUCGGGAGGGAGUGGGGUCGGCAUAGGAGAUCGCUUCAAGAUUGAGGGGCGUGCAGUUGUUCCAGGGGUGAAGCCUCAGGACUGGAUCUCGGCGGCCCGAGUGCUCGUAGACGGAGAAGAGCACGUCGGUUUCCUUAAGACAGAUGGGAGUUUUGUGGUUCAUGAUAUACCUUCUGGAUCUUAUGUAGUGGAAGUUGUAUCUCCGGCUUACAGAUUUGAUCCUGUUCGAGUGGAUAUCACUUCAAAAGGAAAAAUGAGAGCAAGAUAUGUGAAUUACAUCAAAACAUCAGAGGUUGUCAGACUGCCCUAUCCUCUCCAAAUGAAAUCUUCAGGUCCACCUUCUUACUUUAUUAAAAGGGAAUCGUGGGGCUGGACAGACUUUCUAAUGAACCCAAUGGUUAUGAUGAUGGUUCUUCCUUUAUUGAUAUUUGUGCUUCUGCCUAAAGUGGUCAAUACAAGUGAUCCUGACAUGAGACGGGAAAUGGAGCAGUCAAUGAAUAUGCUGAAUUCCAACCAUGAGUUGCCUGAUGUUUCUGAGUUCAUGACAAGACUCUUCUCUUCAAAAUCAUCUGGCAAAUCUAGCAGCGGCAGCAGUAAAACAGGCAAAAGUGGGGCUGGCAAAAGGAGGUAGUCAGGCCGUCCAGAGCUGGCAUUUGCACAAACACGGCAACACUGGGUGGCAUCCAAGUCUUGGAAAACCGUGUGAAACAACUACUGUAAACUUGAGUCAUCCCGACGUUGAUCUCUUACAACUGUGUAUGUUAACUUUUUAGCACAUGUUUUGUACUCAGUACAUGAGAAAACCCAGCUUUCAUCUUUUGUCUGUAUGAGGUCAAUAUUGAUGUCACUGAAUUAAUUACAGUGUCCUAUAGAAAAUGCCAUUAAUAAAUUAUAUGAACUACUAUACAUUAUGUAUAUUAAUUAAAACAUCUUAAUCCAGAAAUCAAA